Labrus bergylta (ballan wrasse) is the source of this 5383-nucleotide messenger RNA. Lineage: Eukaryota; Metazoa; Chordata; Actinopteri; Labriformes; Labridae. The record is from RefSeq and is a predicted model, not a curated record.
GGGCUAGCACUAGGACAAAAGUAUUAAAUUGGCAUAUAGCCUAUUUGCAUUCUGAGACAACAGCAAACUCUUUCACCCAAGCUGUGUGGAUGUGGUCAGGUACUGUGCUCAGGUAUCUGAAGGUGCAGUGCACUUCAGUAGGAACAUAGCAGGCGCAUGAUUUGGGGCAGUCACCGCUCGCCGGCAGCAGCAGAGCAGCCAAGAACAACAAAGUCUCCAUCAACCUCCUCCGCAGAAACAUGGAAAGGUGGAUGAUGUCGGUGGCGACAAUUGCUGAAGACAUAGUUUUGCCCCAGAUGGAGAGAAUUAGCAAACGGAGGUCAACGGAGAAGAGGGCUGUCUGACUGUCUAAGCUGCAUUAAAACUGUAAGUAAACAUUGUUAGCUGACAGUGCUGCGGAUCAAAUGUCCACCGCACAUGACAGUUGUUGUGACAGAUGAAUCUACUUUACCUUCAAUGAUUCUGCUCCGUCAGUGCAACAGUCAUUUUGCUUACAGAUAAAGUAUUCUCAAGAUCCAGAAAUGCUUUUUGUGGUUCCUAGGGAAUGGGAAAGAAUUGCUUGUAAUUGCAUAGAUUGUGUAUGCAUUUGUUUUGAUAUUUAACAGUUGAGCUGCAUUAUAAAUGUAGAACUGAAUACCUAAAAUGCCGCAAUUCACUAUUUCAUGGAACCACUGCUGUCCAUACCAGUUGACUUAGGAAUUUCCAAGGAUCUUCCUUUCAGUCAGCCCUGCUUUAUUGUUAUUUUAUUAACACUGGUUUGUUUUAGGAGAACUAAGAUUAAGUUACAAAGAAAUUCAGAUUAGGAGGACACAUUUUUCCUUUGAGAAUACAGACAUUGUAGGGGAGUAAGUCGAGCAUAAGCAUCUGGUUAAAAGUAUAUUUAUUUAUGCAUUUGUGUUUUUGUGGCCUUUUUUUUUGGAAUGGGGUCAUCUAAUACAUUUUGAUAGAAACAAGAUACUUGCAAAACCUAUGCAUAAAUGCACAUGUAUCCACACAUGUACAAUAGCCACUAGUCCCUGUUCUCAUCAAAAAGGAAUGAAGUCAGUGUUAACAGCUUGCAUAAGGCCUAAAGGGAGAAGGAAAAGUAAGCCAAUGUAUAAACCUAAAAAACAACUGCAAGUGUCAGGUUCAGGAUUGAGUUUGCACAUUUAUAUACUUUUCAUUAGGGAAAUGUCUUGAAUUAAUUGGCUGAAGUAAGGCAUCCAAACCUAUUAGCUGAUUAUUACAUCAAAGCUUUGUUCCUUCAGCUCAUCUCAGCCUGAACUGUAAAUUGAUCAGAUGCCGCUUUACAUGCAGCUCAUAUACUUUGGCUCAGUAGGGGGUCUUCAAACUGAAAAGUUACGCUUGCUGCUCUGAGUCAUUUCUUGAUCAUCAGCAGUAGAGGCUUGGAAUGCAUUCCUUAAUUAUACGAAUUUGAUAGUUCCCUGUGGAUAUUCUGAACUCAUAAAUGUGCCCCUAAUAAGGAAUGAAACGUGACCUGUCUUUGUGCACACACAUGUGUGCAGCUGAAUGGCAAGCAAGCACACACCGAAACUCAUGAAAACACACUCAUGCAUUUAAACACUAAGUUUUCGUCUUUUGACAUAUUCACAUCUGCUCGCGCUUCACACGCAGCAGGGUGUUUUGAGGCCACGUGGCAGAGCUCUGCACAGCACGGCUUUAGGUAGAUGAAGACAACAUCCACACCCACGCACCCUCUCACACCCGUCAUCCCAACCGAAGGAUGCACAGUGUGAAGAGAGCUACAUGAAAGAUUUACUAGAUUUACCAACCGAGGUGGUCUCCCUCAGAAGCCCAGUGGAGGCCUGUGGUUGGAGGAGAAAAGAAGGGGGGGGAAUUCCAGGGAGAAUCCUGGACUGUGUGAAGUGUGAUUCUGUAUUCAGAGAACAGAUUUAGCAUUCUACCACUCAGCAGUGAUCAGUCUCACAUAGGCUCUUACCCAGCCUCCAUCACACUCUGGCUCCUGCACUGCAUCUCAACACAGUUUGACAGCUGAUGAAAGGAAACACUGCCAGCCCCUAAAUAUGGGCCUAUUACGAACUCUUAGACUUAGAGAAAGUUUGAAAAGAUCAUAACACAGAGGUCAGCACAGUCACGUGGAUGCAUGUGGUACAGGUUUCUGAAAUUAAGCCUGCUCAGAAUACAGUUUGCCUUGUAAUAGGCCUCUGUCUCUUUUUAAAGAGGAUUUUUCUAACUGUAGUAAAUAACUAAAGUAAAUAAAUGCCACUAAGCUGUCAUACAAGUGCAUUUGUAUACAUUGCUUAAAUACAUCCUCUAUGUUUACCUAGGCCUCUCUGAGAUUUACAUUUAGCUUGAAGACUUGAACAUGUUAGGCCUGUUUGACUACUAUUUGGCACAGACGUCAUGAACACUUCCUGCCAAGAGACCGGGCAUCUCAUCUGACUCUGUCACCGAUAGUAGCUUUAGCUUAGGCUACGUGCAACUAUCACUGUUUAGCUGCAUAACAGAGUUCCUACUUCAUACUGCAUGUGCAACUACACGGGUCUCUGUCGUUUUAGAGGGACAUGUAGGAUUUCUACCGGAGAAAUAAAAUGCUGACUAACAGCUAGACGUUGCAGCGAACGCACAUCUGACAGCAAGUGAAUGAUAAAACAUAUAUAGCCUAAUUCCGGACCUGAAAAGAUAAAGGAAUAAAGAAAAAAAGCGAAAAAAAUAAGAUUGUGUUUUUCAGUGUAUAGUGGUCCGCUGAUGGUGCAUCACUUGCAUCUUGGCACAAAGUUUUGACUCGCGUCCCGUGUAAGCUGAGUGGCCACGCUCAGGAGGCACCUGAGGAAUUUGCAGCGCUGGCCAAGGUAGGACGGUUCUGCCUCGUGAGUACAUGGGGGGCGAGCGCCUGUCUCCAUAUCACUGACUCUUAAAUUCAUUCCAAGGCUUCUCCUCCUGCCUCCAUAUCACUGACUCUUAAAUUCAUUCCAAGGCUUCUCCUCCUGUCUCCAUAUCACCGGCUCUUAAAUUCAUUCCCCGGUUUCACGGGACGGACCUGCGAUUGGAAACGCGCGCGCGCGCAGCGAAGCAAAGCUCCGAACAUGCACGCUGAUUACCAUCAAAUGACACCGAACACGUGCUGUCAUAUUUAGCUGGUCCGGAUCCAAAUUCAAUUUCGAGCUUUGUUGCGCAACAGAGCUCCCAAUUCACAAGUGCAGCUGACAACUUGUUUGUGUUUGCAUCCUGCUCUUAACUUCUGGGGACGCACGUUGUAAAAUGAGGUUGGGAAGCAUCGUUUUAUUCGUCGCUGUGUGCUCUUUUACCUCUUAUUAUAUCUACGAGCCCAUUCCCGAGGAGAUAGACGAGAGAUGGAAGCUCAUGCUGACCAACUCUUUCUUCAGAGGUCUCAGCCACCUGGCAGACCUCAGUGAGUUACUGGGGCUGAAGGACUACAUGGGAGUGAUGUAUGUUAUUACUCUGCUUGAAAAUGUAGUGCCAGAGUCUGAUGAGCAUGUCAAGGUGACAGAGGGGAGGUUUGAUGGAGUGGAGGUGGUGCUGUAUCAGCCGAAGCAGCGGGGCAGUGACACUGAGCUCAGGAGAGCCGUCAUAUACCUGCAUGGUGGAGGGUGGUGUCUGGGGAGUUCCCGAAUGAGUCCGUAUGAUCUCCUGGCUAGAAGAAUGGUGACAGAGCUGGACGCAGUGGUUCUUUCAGUAGAAUACCGACUUGCCCCUGCUCACCAUUUCCCUGUCCCAUAUGAGGAUGUGUACCGUGUGGUCAAACACUUUCUCCAGAAGGGGGUGCUGGUCCAGUACUCUGUGGACCCAGGACGCAUUGCUGUGUCUGGGGAUAGUGCUGGAGGCAACCUGGCGGCUGCUGUCUCCCAGCAGUUACAAAAAGAAGACGGGCAGCAGGUUAAGUUGAAGGCCCAAGCUCUCAUCUACCCUGUGCUGCAGGCCCUGGAUCUCAACACGCCUUCCUAUCAGCAGAAUCAAGAUAUGCCCAUUCUGCCGCGCACCCUCAUGGUGCGUUUCUGGAGCGAGUACUUCACCAGUGACAAAGCCUUUUUCAAAGCCAUGAUGGCCAACACCCACAACAACCCUGAGUCUUUCAGCCUUCUGAAGUUUGUCAACUGGAGCACUUUUCUGCCAGAAGCAUAUCAUGGGAAGUACAACUACAGCGCCCCCGCUGUUGUUCAGAGAGUCAGAGAGGAUGUUGGGAUGGACGGACUGUCUCGAUCUCUGGCUGACCCGAGGGCAUCGCCCUUGCUGGUUCCAGACACUGACUUGCACUCACUGCCCAAGGCCUACAUUCUGACAUGUGAGUAUGAUGUUCUCCGAGAUGAUGGGAUCAUGUAUGUCACACGGCUCCGUGCUGCUGGUGUAGAGGUGACACAUGAACAUUAUGACACCGGGUUUCACGGAGGUCUAAUGUUUACCGUGUGGCCAACCGACUUCCUGAUUGCACGACGCAUGGUGGAUAACUAUAUCAAAUGGCUCAAGGAAAACUUGUAAGAACUCUUGACAAUCAAUAUACAUUCCAUUUUUUUCCAACUAAUGCACCAUUAAUUGAUCAUGUACACAUUUUUUUUCAAUCUUUUGUUUUUGUUUGAGUGUUGUGCUUUUAUCCCUCCAAAUAUUUUGAGGUACAUUCGAUACAAGUACGAGAACCAGAUUUUCCAAGUCUAGAUCAGAUAGUGUUAAAUAAGAUAGUUUGAGUUAAGUGUUCAAGAGAAAUGCUUUCUUCUGUGAUGGUUUCACAUCAGGGCUACACAUGAAGAAAAUGUAUGAGCCACAUUCCAAAGUGAAUAAUGUUAUAUUUAUGAGUAGAGACAAUGUUGCAACAUUAUACCUCCAAACCUUAUUCACACUAUAUUAUCAAAGAGAGGGGUGAUAUCCUCAUUCAACUUUUAUUCCCUGAACGUAUGCUCUUGCAACUUUCAGUCUGACUACGCUGAAUUGUCCCAGAGGCAAAAUGAUCAUAAAUGGUCAUGUGAAGCCACUCCCUUGUUUCUUUAUUUUAUUUUAUGACUUGUCACUUAUUUUUUCAUCUGUUGGUGUCAUUACUCUGUGACUCACUGCAUAUAAAACAGCUAACAUAAAGAUAACAGGAAAACAAAAAAGUACCAAAAAAUCAUCUGUGUUACAAAUGUCUCUGUUCUUAAAUGUCUCACUGUUCCUUAAUAGUGAAACUGGAAGUCUUAGCUUAUAGGAGUGUCAUUGAUUCAAUGUGUUGCAGAGCUGUUUUUUUUUCACAAACUAAAUAUCCAACACCAUGUAUUUUUUCAACAAGUGACAGCUCUACACCUUUUUUUGCUAUUAUUUCAAAUGUAAAUACAACUACUUCGAUGUGCGUUUCAUGAAUUUCCUCUUUGACGACUUAACAUUUGAUUCAUAUUUAAUUUUAAUGUUAUCUGUUAAUAAAUUGACUUGACCUGUA